AUGAAGAUGAUUAUGAACCAGAAGAUGAUGAAAAAACUGAAUCAGAAGAUGAAGAAGAGUCUGAAUCAGAAGUUGAAGAAAAGGAUGAAUCAGAAGAAGAAGAAAAGAUCAGGAAAAGAAGAAACAAAUAAGACAAAACCUCGUCUAAAGAAGAAAAUGAAGAAGGAGAAAACUAGAAAAAAAAACGUGAAAGAAGGUAGAAGAAGGAAAAAGCAUAAAACAGAUAAAGAAGUGGAGGAAGUUGUGGUUGUAGAUGAUGAUGAAAGUGAUGAAGUUGAAGAGGAUAUGUUACUGUUGCAGAGAGAUUCAGCUCUAUUUUCAUUGUUACAUGCUAAAAGGGUGAACUCUAUAACAGAUAGGCUAAAAAAAGCUAAAACAGGUCCAUCGACAUCAAAAGGAUCUCCAUUAGUUUCUCAAACUCAGAAACUUUUAGAAGACCCUAGGAUUCAAAGAGCUCCAGAUGAAGUUGUUAAGAUCUAUGAUGAUUUGAAGGAUGUUUCAAAUGUUUUCUAUUCUACUUGGGAAGAGCAAAAUAGGAAGGAAAACCCUGAAAAGAAUGUUCAAGAUCAUGUUGAUGAUCAUAUUGAUGAUCAUAUCAAUGAAGAGAUCAAUGAAGGGCAGACAGUUGAUGCAGAAGCAGAAAAGGAAAGGGAUGUUACUAAGGAAGUAGCCACAGUUCUUAGUAACAUUCAAGAGGAGUUAGCUGCAGAAGGGGCUGAUAAUCUAAGGUGUUUACAUGGGAACAUGGGUAAGGAACAGGAACUAGUUCCUGAGAAUGAGGAACUCAAAGAGUACAAAAGAUUGAAGCACCUUAUGGUUACAACACUUCUUCAAAUGCUUCUCAACAAAGAAAACCAUAUGGAAUCUAAAUUGCUUGCAAAUGUGAAGGAAUGGGAAUCUAAGAAAACAGAAAACUCUGAUUCAUGUGAAGAUAUGCUGAUUGAGGACUGUUACAUUAGUGUGGGGGAUGAUGGAAUAGCAAUAAAGAGUGGUUGGGAUCAAUAUGGCACUGCUUAUGGUUUCGUUUAUGAGAUGCUGGAAUUUGGAAAGUUGAUGUUCAACACACUAAGACUGGAUUAUGAAGAGCGAUUUCUCAUGAUCCACAAGGAGCAGAUUGAGAAGGGUGAUUGA
Chenopodium quinoa (quinoa) is the source of this 1131-nucleotide messenger RNA. Its product is annotated as glutamic acid-rich protein-like. Bases 1 to 1131 code for a protein of 376 amino acids. The record is from RefSeq and is a predicted model, not a curated record. NCBI's taxonomy places the organism in Eukaryota, Viridiplantae, Streptophyta, Magnoliopsida, Caryophyllales, Amaranthaceae. The transcript is spliced from 9 exons.